Messenger RNA from Hylaeus anthracinus, 4428 nucleotides. It is a transcript of the gene AP-2alpha, whose product is annotated as AP-2 complex subunit alpha. NCBI's taxonomy places the organism in Eukaryota, Metazoa, Arthropoda, Insecta, Hymenoptera, Colletidae. Gene Ontology annotation, biological process: clathrin-dependent endocytosis; intracellular protein transport. Gene Ontology annotation, cellular component: membrane coat; AP-2 adaptor complex. The record is from RefSeq and is a predicted model, not a curated record. Gene Ontology annotation, molecular function: clathrin-cargo adaptor activity. The coding region runs from base 154 to 2970 and encodes 938 amino acids. The transcript has 14 exons.
CCGUCAGCUAGUCAGCGGUUGCAAAUGGCGACAGCCACGAAAUCUCUGGCACCGACUCGCGAAUAGUUUCACGCCUACCGAGUGCUGCGUGACCGAGCCGUGUGUGAACAUUACCCUAACCCAGAUCGGUGGUUUUGAGAAGAUCAAGUCAAAAUGCCGGCUGUGAGAGGAGAUGGCAUGCGUGGACUAGCCGUGUUUAUUUCUGAUAUUAGAAAUUGCAAAAGCAAAGAAGCAGAAAUCAAGAGAAUAAACAAAGAGUUGGCAAAUAUUCGUAGUAAAUUUAAAGGAGACAAACCACUUGAUGGAUACCAAAAAAAGAAAUAUGUUUGCAAGCUCCUUUUUAUUUUCCUGCUUGGUCAUGACAUUGACUUUGGACAUAUGGAAGCUGUUAACCUACUUUCAUCUAAUAAGUACUCAGAAAAACAGAUUGGGUACCUUUUCAUAUCGGUCUUAGUAAAUACAAAUAGCGAUCUCAUUAAGCUCAUAAUUCAAAGCAUAAAAAAUGAUCUUGCAUCGCGUAAUCCGAUUCAUGUAAAUCUCGCGUUACAAUGUAUUGCCAACAUUGGCAGUAAGGAAAUGGCAGAGGCUUUUGGUAAUGAAAUACCAAAAUUACUUGUAUCUGGAGACACUAUGGAUGUAGUUAAACAAAGCGCGGCGUUGUGCUUGUUACGAUUAUUGCGUACUGCACCCGAUGUUGUACCUGGUGGUGAAUGGACAUCGCGUAUAGUUCAUUUAUUAAACGAUCAACAUCUUGGUGUCGUUACUGCAGCGGCAUCUCUAAUAGAUGCUCUUGUAAAAAGAAAUCCAGAUGAAUACAAAGGAUGCGUCAGCCUAGCGGUUUCAAGAUUAAGCAGGAUUGUAACAUCAAGCUACACAGAUCUACAGGAUUAUACAUAUUAUUUUGUGCCAGCACCAUGGCUGUCUGUUAAAUUACUGCGAUUACUACAGAAUUAUACUCCACCUGCUGAAGAUCCAGGUGUAAGAGGCAGAUUAAACGAAUGUCUAGAAACUAUAUUAAAUAAAGCUCAAGAACCGCCGAAGUCGAAGAAAGUACAGCACUCCAAUGCGAAGAAUGCUGUAUUGUUUGAGGCCAUUAGUUUAAUCAUUCACAACGAUAGCGAACUGCCUUUAUCGGUCAGAGCGUGCAAUCAACUUGGUCAAUUUCUAUCGAAUCGCGAGACCAAUUUGCGCUACUUGGCGCUCGAAUCUAUGUGUCACCUGGCUACAUCAGAACUCUCGCACGAAGCAGUAAAGAAGCAUCAAGAGGUUGUCAUUCUUUCUAUGAAAAUGGAGAAGGAUGUGUCUGUAAGGCAACAGGCUGUAGAUCUUUUGUAUGCCAUGUGUGAUAAAACCAAUGCGGAAGAAAUAGUACAAGAAAUGUUGAACUACCUCGAAACUGCUGACUAUUCUAUCAGAGAAGAGAUGGUUCUGAAGGUUGCAAUUCUAGCUGAAAAGUAUGCUACCGAUUACACUUGGUACGUUGAUGUUAUUUUGAAUCUCAUCAGGAUAGCCGGUGACUACGUAUCGGAAGAAGUGUGGUACAGAGUUAUUCAGAUUGUCAUCAACCGAGAGGAUGUACAAGGGUACGCGGCAAAAACGGUUUUCGAGGCCUUACAAGCUCCAGCUUGCCAUGAAAAUAUGGUCAAAGUCGGUGGUUAUAUACUUGGAGAAUUUGGGAACCUUAUCGCUGGUGAUCAACGCUCGUCUCCAGCUGUUCAGUUCCAGUUAUUACAUUCCAAAUAUCACUUAUGUUCUCCAAUGACUCGAGCGUUAUUACUAUCCACGUACAUCAAAUUUGUUAAUCUGUUCUCUGAAAUGAGAAGCCAAAUUCAAGAUGUUUUUCGACAACACAAUAAUUUACGCAGUGCGGAUGCAGAACUGCAGCAGAGGGCUUCGGAGUAUCUUCAGUUGAGCAUUAUCGCAUCCAACGACGUUCUGGCUACCGUUUUGGAAGAAAUGCCUGCAUUCCCCGAAAGAGAAUCUUCCAUUCUCGCAGUUUUGAAAAAGAAAAAGCCCGGUCGGGUGCCCGAGAAUGAAAUCAGAGAAAGUAAGAGUCCUGCACCAAAUACUAAUCAUCACCCGGAAGUACCUGUUAUCGCGGCGGCGGUUGUCAAUAACAGUUCGGCAGACUUAUUGGGACUUUCCACGCCACCGUCUUCUCAACCAACUAGCAAUACGGGAGUUCUUCUCGACGUACUAGGGGAUAUUUAUAACAUGCCGAACAAAGUUGGUGCUACGAAUGGUGCCCAAAAUACGUAUAAUCCAAAGAAAUUCGUUUGUAAGAAUAACGGCGUUCUGUUUGAAAAUGAUUUAAUUCAAAUCGGAGUAAAGUCCGAGUUUCGACAAAAUUUGGGACGCGUCGGUCUUUUCUAUGGGAACAAAACUCAGUACGCUCUUCACAGUUUCCAAACUCAGCUUUCUUGGUCCGAAGAAAAUCAAGCGAAACUAGCGGUGCAAGUGAAACCAGUCGAUCCGGCGCUGGAAGCUGGUGCUCAGAUUCAACAAAUGAUAAAUGCAGAGUGUAUCGACGACUACAACGACUCGCCAAGUAUGAUCAUAUCGUUUAUUUAUAAUAACGUGCCACAGAAAAUAACGAUGAAGUUGCCGUUGACGAUCAAUAAGUUCUUCGAACCUACAGAAAUGAACGGAGAGUCAUUCUUCGCACGGUGGAAAAACCUUGGAGGAGCGAAUCAACAACGUUCACAGAAGAUUUUCAAGGCGCAGCAGCCGAUGGAUCUUGCGCAAGUUCGCACGAAAUUGCAAGGAUUCGGGAUGCAAUUGCUCGACGGCAUCGAUCCGAAUCCUGACAAUUUCGUCUGCGCGGGUAUAGUGCACAUGAGAGCGCAACAAGUAGGGUGCUUGUUGCGUUUGGAACCUAACAAACAAGCGCAGAUGUUUCGUUUAACGGUACGCUCGAGUAAGGAGUCAAUGUCGGUAGAGAUCUGUGACCUGCUGGUGGACCAAUUUUAAACGGCCUAGCAGGCGUGAAAUUAAUCUAAGAUACAUCAAAAACGCCGUGGGAAGACAUAUCGUGAUCAUAAAAGGAUGUCGUCUCUCGACGUUCAGAAAGAUACUGAUGAUUAUUUGUUAAGAGAUAUUCGUUGUACCCAAGCUUACGCUCACAACGCGAUCGUAAGAACUGAAUCCUUGCGUAGGCGGAGCGUUGUUACCAAGUAUAAUCCUAAAAAGCGUGGCAUAGGAUUGCCACAGCAUACAAUCAUGAUUAUCGCGUAUAAUUGUGUAUAAUUAUCGCAUAUAACUGCGUGCAUGGAAAACGAUAAAAAAAAAAAAAAAAACCAAACAACAUAUACAAUGACUAUGAUGGACAAUAUUAGUCCACGGGCAAAGGUAACAAGCAUAGAUAUUACCUUUGUAUGUUUUUUUUUUUUUAAUCUAAAUUUUUUUAAUUUAACCGCGUAUCUUUAGUGAAAAUUACGUUUCGCAACUUAUCCAAUGACGUACAGAUGUCUUUGCCACGAGUAUCAACGAAAGAUGUUCGGGUCCAGUAUCAAGAUCGGAUUACUAGCGUACAUUUUUUAUAGACGAUUUUAUAGCCAGUUACUUUUCCCUUACCGUGCAUUUUUCGAUGAGUUUAUAUGUCAAGUUAUCGACCCGCGCGCUUCCUCGUGGCGCGUUUCUAUCUAUGCCUCCCUCGAUUCUUUCUUCUCGUGUACGAUCACUUUUGAUCCGUACCGAUCUUCAUUUUUGAGAUUAAUAUCAUUGUUGCGUGAGCGAGAGUAAAUUUGGGCACGAUGACAGUAGCUGUAUGAUAUUAGUUGUUUAUCGUAGAUUUCCUUGUAUUUAAUGGAGCUCAAAAUUUCUCUUGUAAUUAGUAGGUUCGACAUCAUCGCUCCCGUCCCAUUCCCUCGUUCCGCUUGCCCCCCCCCCUUCCCCAUAGAGAUUUUCUUUAACCUCAAACGUUGAUGUAUAAAAAAAUCCAUGGCUGGUCACAUUCUUUGGCUCGCAGAGAGAGGAGCGAUCGAGUUCAAGCGAGUGGUGAACGAACCAAGAAUUUGUUAGAAAGAAACCUUUUCUAAUCGUCUUUAAUGAGUCUUGUGUGAGAUGUAUAUUUCAGUAGUAUAUCUUGUACAGAUGAUAUUCGCGAAUGCGUUGAUGGUUAAUUAUGUUUCCCGUGAGUGGCGACGAAGGAAGAAUAAAAAUAUAAAAGGAACAAAAAAAAAUAGAGCAGCUCCGAGCGACGUUCGAAUCGCGUUUGCAUCGCGACCCACGCUUCGAUUAUGCCUGUCUGUCUUUGUUAUGGAAAUUGUAAAGCUCUAAUUGAAUUGUACAUAAGAAAUCCCAUUAAUUAAAUGUGCUGAUAAAGAGCCAUUGCACGAGACACAGAAAUCCAGUACUUGCUGGCACGGGGAUCCACAAUAUCGUCUCUUCCUGCUGUUUCAUUUGUAUUUCUUUAUCGUGCGAACUCGA